CGAACAGAGGAGAGGUGGGAGGUCUUUAAAACGGCUGUAUGUCAGCUGCGACAGUUAGUCUCGGUUUGAACUCACCCUAGGAGGAGCACAUCAGGCAAUGCCUUUAAGAACAUCGACACAUGACGAAGUGUCAAGUUUAUUUUACAGAAAAUUAUUUUCUCCGGAGUGGAACUGAAUAUAUGAAAAGGAUCUCUUUGCUUCAAUGUGUGUGACAGAGGAGUCUGGUGUUUUCCAUUGUCAAACACGUACCAGAUGACCAUCCUCGUGUCAACCCUGAUUCAGAGCAAAGUUAAGGUAAAGUGUCUGUGUGUACUGAUCUUCCUGAGCUUCCCUCUGACUAUGGCUGAAGUCCCUGGUCCAUGCAGACACUCGAUUACGAGGGAACACCUGCUGACAGUCAGGCAUCUGAUGGAUAACCAGUUAAGAAGUGGAUGCACGAUAUCCUACACAUUCAUAGAACAGAGAAGUUUGAGUAAAUGUUGCUUUGUAAAAGCUGCUUUACCCUGGAUCUUUGAGCUCCUCACCACCCACUUCAAAUACAGUCGGGGUUCAGUCAACGAUGGCUAUGUUCAGUCCCUGAGAGCGCUCAUCCUCAACAUCUACUCUCAGAAAUGUGUGCCUCAGAUUAAUGAGGAGAUUGAGGAUAAGCCAGAGAGUUUUGAGAUGCUCUACAGAGGGUCUACUUCAGAGGCUCUGCAGAAGGCUGCAGAGGUGCUGUCUGUUUACUGGGAACUGGUGACAACGAGCGAUGCACCAGUAGACUGGAGAUGCCAGCAUGAAUACACAGAAAUGUUUGACUCUACCACAACGCUAUACACAGAGUCACCUACAGAAUAUUUUACAGAAAAUUAUGGUAGGAUCUCGGUGAAGGGCUCACCGAGAAGAGUAGACAAAGACCUGUACAAGCUUGGCUUCAUCAUCGUCUCUAUCUGCGGAGGACUGCUGUUCAUACUCACUCUCUAUUGUCUCAUCACCAAAAAGGUACCAGCGCUUCUGUUUUGAUUGAUUUCUAAAUUGUGCAUUUCCUGAUUUAAUAUACCAUGCAUUCUGAUCAUAUUGCUUUAAAGAGGCCUUGGCAGUCUGCCUGUGCUCUCUUGGCACUCCCUCUUGCAGAAGUACCAAUUCUCCCUCACAGAAAAUACUGAGCAUAACAACAAAAGGUGGAGACUGGACCAACUGGUGAUAGCAGAAGUCUUAUUUGCACAAAAGUGUGCAAAAACAAUUGAAUGCAUUCAUUUAUUGUUCUCUUAUUUUGGACAAUAUGGCACCAUUAGUUUUUAUUUCCUAUUGUUUUAUUUCAUCAGUGUUUUUAACGGGCUGAGGCUCAGAUUCUACGUGUACGUCUUCAUUAAGCAGGUACAUACUUUAGUAUUAAAAAAAUUCUAAAUCCUUUGACAAAAUGAAUACUAAAACACCCACAAUGGUUGUAUGUAUACCCUACCAAAAUCAGGAACACACAACAAAAGCUCAGCAACCAUUAAAUGAAACGGACAAGCUGCAGGUAAAUCCUGGUGGAAAAGCGAUCCCUGGAAAGCAAUAAUAUGUUUAUAAGCCUGUUUGUGGGUUAAACAUAAGAAAAAAGCAGAAACAUCUCUUUGUCAACGUGGCAUUCUUUAUAGAAGUGUCUAUAAAGUCUGGGGUAUUCUUCGUCAACGCUAAACAAGGUCCUAACCAACCAAAACAUCGUGAAAUCUUUGGGAAAUCUGGGAAUAAUCUUGUCUUUACCAUCUGAGCCGUCCCCUCGCUGGUAAAAAGCUAAGUAUAACAAAGUGGAGGCUUGACUCACUCUAGAUAUCAGAAUCACUCUUUCGUGCUCUUUCUCCUAUAUGCAACUAUUUGUCGUCGUCAGUUGAAUAUUUCACCAAUUUCAAUUCAGUAAAAGCCCUUAAACAGUACCAGCUAGAUUGAAGUGCUUGUGAAAAGUACAGUGUUUUUAUCGACAUUCCGGGAUUGGUUUUCUUUUGAAAUUGGCAAGAAGUAUUUGGUAAUGGUAAACAGAAUUGCUCUAUGUUUGUGUUCUUUUUACUUUGGAAAGUUAGAUGAGCUACAUUUGACUUCACAUCCUUCAUUUCCAUUUUAUUGAUCUUUGUGGUCGAGAAUUUGGACUCUACAUCUCAUCCAGGUAUAUAUUUAGUAAACAUUUGGCAACCAAGUGAAGUGCUUUGGGACUAACUCUGAUUCUUAGUCCAUAGAACUGAUAUUGCAGGAAUAUUGCUGAUACCUAAAAUGCAUGUGAUGAAUAUGUUGGUAUGUGGGACAUAACUUUAGUACCUGCUAUUCAAACUACAGUGUCCCUUUUAAACAUGUUGUAUACCUGUGGUGUUUAUUUUUAUU
Molecule: messenger RNA, 2334 nt
Organism: Notothenia coriiceps (black rockcod)
Lineage: Eukaryota; Metazoa; Chordata; Actinopteri; Perciformes; Nototheniidae
Gene: csf1b
Product: colony stimulating factor 1b (macrophage)
Exons: 6
Coding region: 253-1002 (249 amino acids)
Cellular component (GO): membrane
Molecular function (GO): growth factor activity; cytokine activity
Source: RefSeq, a predicted model, not a curated record